This is a messenger RNA of Schistocerca piceifrons (Central American locust), 4059 nucleotides long. RefSeq names its product protein toll-like. Gene Ontology annotation, molecular function: transmembrane signaling receptor activity; protein binding. Bases 156 to 3272 code for a protein of 1038 amino acids. Gene Ontology annotation, cellular component: membrane. The record is from RefSeq and is a predicted model, not a curated record. The transcript has 8 exons. Gene Ontology annotation, biological process: immune response; toll-like receptor signaling pathway. NCBI's taxonomy places the organism in Eukaryota, Metazoa, Arthropoda, Insecta, Orthoptera, Acrididae.
CCACUGCGCGGCGCUGCCGUCGCUAGCCAGUGCGGGAAGUGAGCUCAGUGUGGUUUCAGUCGUAGCAGAAGGAGGUAGUGCUCAGUGCUCAAUGUGCAGUAGUAGUGUAUCGCGCCAUCUACCAUCGGCUGCGCGCGUCACAUAACACAGGUGGAAUGAUGUCAAGUGUUUUACCAAGGCUUCUCUCAGCAUUUAUGUUACUACUAUCUGUUAGUGGUUCCUCUGCAUGUCAUAAGGCAUGUCAUUGCCAGUCUUACAAUGAGAAGUUUGAAAUAAUUUGUGCACAUAAUCUGAGCUCAUGGAAUGAUUGGCAAAUAAAGGAAAUCGUAUUUAGAGAUUCAUUAGAGUUGACCUGCAAGUCUGGGAUAUCGCCUGAAGAUGUAUAUGCGUGGAUUGACAGAAGGAAAAAUGACAGCGGACUACCACCUCUAGAACAUAUAAAAGUUGUAACACUGUCUGACUGCCCUCUGCCGCCCAAUGGUAUCCCACUUAAAGACAUUAUUGGCUUAGGACAUGAAGUUAAGAAGUUAUACUUCAAGUCUUGUGAUGGAAAAAGUUUCCAAAGAAGCCACUUCAGUGGACUAAAUGCAUCACUUACUCAUCUGACACUUUAUAAGUGUGAUAUCCAGUCACUACCAGCUGAUGUUUUCCAGGAACUUGGACUGCUGUUGGAGGAACUUGAUAUGCGUGAAAACUUCCUGGAAACUGUACCUUCAAAUAGCUUGGCUCCCCUUGGAGGUUUGAAAUAUUUGGAACUUAGCAAUAAUAGGAUACACACAAUAACUGAUGGAAGCUUUGUCAAUUUGCCUUCUCUCAAACUGCUGAACCUAUGGGGCAACAAGGAUCUUCAGUUAUUUCAUGGAUCACUGUUGGGUUUGAGGAAUCUUACAUCUCUUGAUCUAGGUGUCUGCAAUAUAAACUCCCUCCCAGAUGGACUUUUCUCUGACUUGAAAAACCUGCAGAAUAUCAGUUUGGUUGCAAACAAUUUUACAACUCUGCCAGAACGUUUAUUCUUACCUACUGACUUAAGAGUUCUGAAACUAUUCCAUAACAGACAGCAGCUACGGAUUCCAGACAAUUUACUUGCAAAUUUGAAGAACCUGAAGGAAGUUCAUAUGCACUCAAAUGGCAUAUCAGAAUUACCAGAAAAUUUGAUAUGGGAUUCUCCCAAUGUUUCUGUGCUCAAAUUACAGCAAAAUAAACUUACGAGAUUACCUCCAUCCUUGCUUAAGGGAAAACAUGAUCUGACUCAGCUGGACUUGAGUGAAAAUACAUUGGAAUCCAUACCUAAUGGUUUUUUUGAUACAGCAAAUAAACUAAAAACAAUAAAUUUAUCACGUAAUCGGAUACAAACUCUUCAAAGGGGAGUUCUACAUGGACUGCAACAUUUGUUGGAGUUAGACUUAUCUCGUAAUGAACUACGGGAAAUAAAGCCUCAAUCAUUUCCUGAUGCUGCCCGACUUGCUUCUCUUGAUCUUUCCCACAACAAGUUACGGGAUCUAUCAGCUUCAAAAGUAAACAUUGGAUUUGGGAAAUCGUCAGUGUUUAACACACUCAUACAUUUGGAAGAGCUCAAUCUAUCCAACAACUUUGUUUCAGAAAUUUAUUCUGACUGGAUGUUAUCGAUGCUCAAUCUUAAGAAACUCAAUCUGAGCUACAACAAUGUAACACAAAUUAGUGUGAAUGAAAUGCAGUUCCUUUCAAAUGGUGUGACGGUUGAUUUGAGAAGCAAUAACCUCACAGUGGUGAACUUGGAAAGUGCUGAUGCUAUUGCUAUUGCGCAAAGCAAUAAUAAACUGGUAAAGCCUCAUUUCAUACUAGCGGAUAAUACUGUGGACUGCUGUGCAUCGUUCCACCUUCUGAAAUAUGUACAUGGGAAUGUUCACCCUGCAGUUUACAACAUGUUUGAUAUUGAUGCUGAUGAAGCCACAUGUCUUACAACAAAAAGGCUCAUGUCGCAGACGAAGCUAGAAGAUAUCUUGUGUGAAGGACCUUGCUGUCUACCUCCAUGGGAAUGCAAGAUAAGACUGUGGGAUCGUGCCUGGCUCCUCAGAUGUGAAAAAUGUUGGAUAGAUGGAAGAAAACCUCCAGUUCCUUCAAAUUUUUCAUGCAAGCCUGGAGGAACAAAACAUUCUGAAGUUUAUCUACAUAAUAAUGAGUUUACUAGCAUACCAAAAGGUGUUCUGCAGCCUAAUCUAAAUAUAACAGCAUUGCACUUGUCUCACAACUGGCUGUCUGAGAUCAAUAUUCAUGAUAUAACACCAUUCCUUCAGGAACUGGAGCUUAAUCACAACUAUCUUCAGCAUCUGGAUGAUGAAGUUGUCGCUUUGAUUAAAACAAAAAAACCUCCAUUGCAGAAAAUUGUUUUGUCAGAGAAUCCUUGGGAAUGUGACUGCAGAACAAAGCAGCUACUUCAGUUCCUCCAAGAUGAUUAUGUGAAGGUAAUAGAUCGAAGAAAUAUAAGCUGCAGUGAUGGCCGUCCACUUCCAGAACUAACAAAUGACGAUCUUUGCCCACUGCCCAAAUUUGCAAUAAUAGUCAGCAGUGUAUGUCUCGCCAUGACAGGCAUUGCUGUUGGUCUUCUUGCCUUCUUAUAUCAUCGUUAUCAAGAGGAUGUGAAAGUUUGGCUCUACGCCAGGAAUUUAUGUCUGUGGUUCGUUACGGAGGAAGAACUUGAUCGUGACAAAAUGUACGAUGCUUUUGUCAGUUAUUCUCACAAGGAUGAGGAGUUUGUUGUAGAACAGUUGGUGAGAGGACUAGAAAAUGGUCCAGUUCCUUUCAAACUGUGCCUGCACUAUAGGGACUGGAUAGCAGGUGAAUGGAUUACAGAACAAAUUGCGCGGUCAAUUGAACGAUCGUGUAGGACGUUAGUUGUGCUUUCACCAAAUUUUCUUGAAAGUGUUUGGGGAAAAAUGGAAUUCAGAGCAGCUCACAAGAAAGCACUUGCUGAAGGCAGAGCAAGAGUUAUAAUUGUAAUGUACGGAGAGAUAGGGGAUAUGGAAAAGUUGGACCCUGAACUCAAAGCAUAUCUCUCUACAAACACGUAUGUUAAAUGGGGUGAUCCUUGGUUCUGGGAUAAGCUGAGGUAUGCAUUACCACACUCACAGAAACUACAUGGGGCCACCAGGAGUAGAACAGUAUCUGACAGAAUGGAACUUAUUGGCCCUGGAACACCAAGCCCAUUAGUAACACCAAUUGCUGAAGUGCAUAAUCCCUUGGAGCAACAACAACAAUGCAAUGUAAACUGUUACAAUAACAAGGCUUUCACUUAAGUGAUAUUGUGCUUAAGAUACUGCUCCCCCACCCCACAAAAAAAAUCACUUAUAGUAAAGACUGCAAAACUCAUGCAUUUGGGGAGAAGAAAAGGGGAAAGAGUGGAUGUUUGUUUGCGUGCAUGUGCGUGUGUGUCAGUGUCAAAGACUGGAUAUAUUUUACAAAAAUUCAUGUGUACCUGAUUUACUAGAAAGUCUUUCAAACCUAGCACACUAUGAAACGUAUAGUAAUUUAAGAUGAUGCAGCUAAAUGUGAACAGCAAAUAUUGUUUUUUUCAUUAGAACUGUUGUACGUGCCAUAUUUUAAGCCAAAGUCUAAAGAAUAAUGUCAAAUUUUUUUUUCUUAAGUAAUGGCAGCUUGCUUUAUCAACAAUGUUAAGUCUGAUUCAUUAUACUGACUACAUUGAUGGCACAAUGUAAUUAAAGAGACAGAACUGUCAGUAUCUCUUGUAAAAAUUUUAAGGUCUGAUUAUGUAUAUAAAUCUAUUAAUGUGUUCGUAAGUACAAAAAUUUAGCAUUUUUAAUUUAUUACUGUUAAGAGGGUACUUUGAAAUUUAGCACUGCAGACAACUCUGUAAACUUUUUCAGCAACCGAUGAGGGAUUCCAAGAAGGUGGGAAAAAUGGAUAAAGAUAAAAAAAUAUGUUUAAGGAAAAGAAAACAUAACCAAAAUAUCUUUGUGCAUGGCCUAUUCUCCACCACAGUUUAAAAAAUACGAACAAAUUUCUCACAGACAUCUGAGGGAUGCCUGCUUUAAGAAUUCUUUGUACAUCAAGUCACAGGUCUUA